Molecule: messenger RNA, 381 nt
Organism: Wasmannia auropunctata (little fire ant)
Lineage: Eukaryota; Metazoa; Arthropoda; Insecta; Hymenoptera; Formicidae
Exons: 2
Source: RefSeq, a predicted model, not a curated record
UCGGAGGAGAACAUAAACGCCUUUUUAAAAGUAGAUCAAAGCCUGUCAGGCCUGGUGCGUGAUCUGUCCGGCAAUGAUCCGACUCUUCAAUUAUACGCAGCUAACUGCUGUUGUAAUAUUGCUCUGGGAAAUACAAAAGCAUGCACGGCAUUGGGAAAAGCAGUUGUUCCAUAUCUGGUUGUUAAGCUAGAAAGUUUAAAUUAUGCACUGCUGGAUGUUUGCAUUUGGACAAUCGGUAAUUUAGUUGCAGGAAGCGAUAAGGCUUUCUUUAUCUUGCACGCGCAACACUGUUUGAAGUACCUAAUUUUACUGUUACGCAAUUGUGACGACUCAAUCCUUCCUUCCGUGAUAUAUGCGCUCUUACAUUACGUACACGCGGGA